This is a messenger RNA of Laetiporus sulphureus 93-53, 2719 nucleotides long. Its product is annotated as saccharopine dehydrogenase. Gene Ontology annotation, cellular component: cytoplasm. Gene Ontology annotation, molecular function: saccharopine dehydrogenase activity. The transcript has 8 exons. NCBI's taxonomy places the organism in Eukaryota, Fungi, Basidiomycota, Agaricomycetes, Polyporales, Laetiporaceae. The record is from RefSeq and is a predicted model, not a curated record. The coding region runs from base 46 to 2289 and encodes 747 amino acids.
UUUGACUCGAAAACUUCGGUCUCUCCUCCUUGCUCAUCGUUUCCAAUGGCACCGCUAACACAUCGCACUGUUAGGGAUGGCUGGUUCCGGGAGAUUUCGUCACAAUGGCCUGGGCAGGCGAUGACCCUGAAGGUCAAGAAAAUCCUCCACGUCGAAAAGUCUCUCUAUCAGGACGUACUCGUAUUUGAGUCGGAGACCUACGGAAACGUUCUCGUCUUGGAUGGUGUGAUCCAAUGCACUGAGCGUGAUGAAUUCUCCUAUCAAGAGAUGAUCGCCCAUCUCCCUCUUGCCAGUCACCCGAACCCCAAAAAGGUGCUUGUUGUUGGCGGUGGGGACGGGGGCGUUGUGCGUGAGGUUCUCAAGCACAACACCGUGGAGAACGUCGUGCUCUGCGAUAUCGAUGAGGCCGUGAUUCGCGUCUCCAAGCAGUAUCUCCCUCACAUGUCCGCCCUUCUGUCCGACCCACGCGUGACCGUCUUCGUCGGCGAUGGCUUCAAGUUCCUCAAGGAGAACGCCUCGACGUACGAUGUCAUCAUCACCGACUCCUCGGAUCCUGUCGGUCCCGCUGAAUCGCUCUUCCAAAAGCCAUAUUUCCAGCUGCUCUACAAUGCGCUCACGCCAGGCGGACACAUCUCGACCCAGGCUGAGUGCCUCUGGCUGCACCUGCCACUGAUCAAUGAACUGCGCCAGACUACGCGCGAGCUGUUCCCCGUCGCGGAGUACGCAUUCACCACGAUCCCCACGUACCCUUCUGGCCAAAUCGGGUUUCUCGUGUGCUCGAAGGAGGCCGGCCGCAAUGUCAAGGUUCCCGUGCGCAAGGUGAGCCCCACGCGCUACUACAACUCCGAGGUGCACAAGGCAGCGUUUGUCCUUCCCGAGUUUGGGCGUGCGCUGGUGGAGGAGAGGAAGAUCAUCCUGCCGAAGUUGGGCAAGCAGAAUACGGGCAAACCAGCGAAGAAGGUGCUCCUUCUCGGUAGUGGUCUGGUCGCCCGUCCUGCAGCUGAGUAUGUCGUCCGAGAUCCUGCCAACCACCUUACCAUUGCUUGCCGUACCCUUGCCACCGCCCAAAGCCUCGCCGGCGAUCUUCCACGAACCACCGCAAUCGCUCUGGAUGCGACCAACCCGGAGGCUCUUGAACCGGCUGUCGCGGAGCAUGACCUCGUCAUUUCGCUCAUCCCGUACAUUCAUCACGCGUUGGUCAUAAAGGCUGCCAUCAAGGGAAAGACGCAUGUCGUGACAACAAGCUAUGUCAACCCAGCGAUGCGCGAGCUCGAGGAGGAGGCGAAGAAGGCCGGCAUCGUCGUCAUGAACGAGAUCGGCCUUGAUCCCGGCAUCGACCACCUCUACGCCAUCAAGACGAUCGAUGAGGUGCACGCCAAGGGCGGCAAGGUCAAGAAAUUCCUUUCCUACUGUGGUGGCCUGCCCGCCCCUGAAUGCUGCGGCAACCCGCUCGGAUACAAGUUCUCGUGGUCCGCACGCGGUGCCCUGCUCGCCCUGCUGAACUCAGCGUCGUUCCUCGCGGAUGGGCAGCAGGUGAACAUCGACGGCAAGGACCUGAUGGCGCAUGCGAAGCCAUACUUUAUCACUCCUGCGUACGCAUACGUUGCGUACCCGAACCGCAACUCGCUUCCGUUCCGAGAGUGGUAUCGCAUCCCAGAGGCAGAGACGGUCAUCCGCGGCACGCUGCGCUAUCAGGGCUUCCCCGAGUUCGUGAAGGCACUCGUGCAGCUUGGCUGGCUAGAUAUGAGCCCGAAGGAGUGGCUGAAUGACAGUCUGACGUGGGCAGAGGUUAUGCAGAAGACUAUUCGCGCCAGCGAUGCUAGUGAAAGUACUCUCAUUAAGCGCGUUAAGGAGCUCUGCUCGUUCCCUGAUGAGUCCGAGAGUAACCGCAUCAUCUCGGGCCUGAAGUGGAUUGGACUUUUCUCGUCAGAAAAGGUUCAGCCGCGUGAUGCCAACCUGCUCGACACCCUCUGCGCUCAGCUUGAGAAGCUAAUGAAAUACGAGGAGGGAGAGCGGGACCUCGUCAUCCUCCAGCACAAGUUCUUCGUCGAGUGGGCGGAUGGCAAGCAGGACACGAUCACCUCUACGUUGGAGGCGUAUGGUGUACCAUUCGGCGAUUCGGCGAUGGCGACGACCGUCGGCGUCCCUUGUGGUAUUGCUGUGCAGCUCGUGCUCGACGGUGUGCUCAGCAAGCCCGGUGUGCACGCGCCGUACACGAAGGAGAUUUGCGACCCCAUUCGCAAGCUACUCGAGGAGGAGGGUCUGGGGAUGGUUGAGAAGGUGCUUUGAGGACGUGCUGCAGCGGUUUAUGACAAACCAAAAAAAGCAGACUGAGUGUCCUGAUGUGGUAUGAUCUCUUCCGAAAGAAACGGUCUACAAAUGUGAGUCGGCGUGCAGGAGCGGAGCAUGCUUGAAGUGGCAGCGGCCGCGCGAGUCAUACCGUUAAGACCAUGUCGUACAUGAAGCUUGCGUGAUAGAACACAGUUGCUAUUCUUCCCGGGAGCACGAUAACAAGGUAGCGAGUGAAUAUGUGGACCUUUCGUGAGAUGGAGCUCGCCCAUAUGACUCUGCGCAUGCUGUUGUGCAAGUACAACGCUGUCAAUGAGAACGUUGGAUACGCAUGUUGUCGGCUGAUGGAUGUGCUUCUUGUAGAGAUGGUUCAGCAGAGAGAAAUUAAUUUGACAGACUUGACGACUAUUCCUUUUGCUGGACAGCCGGU